UUUACGAUCCAGAUCCGACACCGCAAGCAAUAAUUUUUGCUGACUAACAGACAGAAACAUUACUGAGCGGUUUGUUGCAGCUCUUCAAACGAAACGGAUAACGUUGCCAAGCGACGCUUUCUGCUUCACUCUCCAAGCCUCACAUGGCCGUGCUCGGCGGUGCAUUCGCAGGCUCCUUCGUCCCUACCUGCUAUAGAACCCAGUCGAUGAAACCACCAUUCAGGAUAGGGAUUUCUUGCAUCGGAUGGGAUCCAGAGGGUGUCUUGGGUCCGCCUCAGAGCGGCCACAUAGCGCGGCUGGAGUUCCGGCGACGGCUGGAGAAGGAUGCCAAGGUCAGAGAAGAGUUCAGCCAUCUGGUGCGCGAGGAGAAGGAGCGGCUUCGUGCCCGCAGGGAGGCACGGAUGCCACCGGAAAACAAGGAGGGGCUCGUGGAAUACUUUCUUGAAACCGAAGCCAGGGAUAUUGAAUUUGAGAUUGCGAGGUUGAGGCCGCGAUUAACCAAAGAUUUCUUUGAACACGUACGGAUUGAGCUGGCGAAGCUGCGGUUUGCUGUUGCUAGAACUAAGGAGAUGGAGGAUAGGGUAAUUGAGUUGGAGGCCAUGCAGAAGGUUUUGCUCGAAGGAACAG
Messenger RNA from Phalaenopsis equestris, 627 nucleotides. RefSeq lists its product as uncharacterized. The record is from RefSeq and is a predicted model, not a curated record. Lineage: Eukaryota; Viridiplantae; Streptophyta; Magnoliopsida; Asparagales; Orchidaceae. Gene Ontology annotation, cellular component: chloroplast stroma.